Molecule: messenger RNA, 270 nt
Organism: Lactuca virosa
Lineage: Eukaryota; Viridiplantae; Streptophyta; Magnoliopsida; Asterales; Asteraceae
Source: the annotation of a GenBank genome assembly
AUGGUAACUGAGAUUUCUGGGAACCCUGAUUCUGAAUCAUCUAAGGACACAGGAGGCUACACUAUUGGCUUUUCCAUGACUAGUGAAUGCCAACAACUUAUUUGUGAGAUUCUACGAGCAACUCCUGAAGCUGCAUCUGCUGAUGCUGCUAUUCAAACAGCUAGACUUGCAAAUAAGGCUCCUUCAAAAGAAAAGGGGGAUAAGACAGAAGAUGGCCUUACAUUCGCCUUUCGCUUCACUGAUGCUUCAGUAUCCAGCCAAGGUACAUGA